Molecule: messenger RNA, 2076 nt
Organism: Gracilinanus agilis (Agile Gracile Mouse Opossum)
Lineage: Eukaryota; Metazoa; Chordata; Mammalia; Didelphimorphia; Didelphidae
Gene: ATP6V1B1
Product: ATPase H+ transporting V1 subunit B1
Exons: 14
Coding region: 32-1612 (526 amino acids)
Biological process (GO): proton transmembrane transport; ATP metabolic process
Cellular component (GO): proton-transporting V-type ATPase, V1 domain
Molecular function (GO): proton-transporting ATPase activity, rotational mechanism; ATP binding
Source: RefSeq, a predicted model, not a curated record
UCUCUACUGCUGAGAGCAGACUGAGUGGGAGAUGGCAACUGAGGUAGAGUCUAGAUCAAGUGACAUCCUGGGCACCUUCGGAGCAGCUGCCGCAGCUCGGGAACACGUCCAGGCAGUCACAAGAAACUACAUCACCCAUCCCCGAAUCACCUACAAGACUGUGUGCAGUGUUAAUGGGCCCUUGGUUGUUCUGGAUAAUGUAAAGUUUGCCCAAUAUGCUGAGAUCGUCAACUUCACCCUUCCAAAUGGCACUCACAGAAGUGGGCAGGUCCUGGAGGUGGCUGGGACCAAAGCUGUCGUUCAGGUAUUUGAAGGGACUUCAGGGAUUGAUGCCCAGAAGACAACCUGUGAGUUUACUGGUGACAUCCUCCGGACUCCUGUAUCAGAAGACAUGCUAGGGCGAGUUUUCAAUGGUUCUGGCAAACCCAUUGACCGUGGGCCAAAGGUUAUGGCUGAAGACUUUCUGGACAUCAAUGGUCAACCAAUCAACCCCCAUAACCGAAUCUACCCAGAGGAGAUGAUCCAGACUGGUAUCUCCCCCAUUGAUGUCAUGAACAGCAUUGCCCGUGGCCAGAAGAUUCCCAUCUUCUCUGCAGCUGGACUCCCUCACAAUGAGAUUGCUGCGCAGAUUUGCCGCCAGGCAGGGCUGGUGAAGAAGUCCAAGGAUGUCACUGAUUAUCACGAGGAUAACUUUGCCAUUGUGUUUGCAGCCAUGGGGGUAAACAUGGAGACAGCUCGAUUCUUCAAGUCCGACUUUGAGCAGAAUGGCACCAUGGAGAAUGUCUGCCUCUUCCUGAACCUGGCCAACGACCCCACGAUUGAAAGGAUCAUCACACCCCGCCUAGCCCUGACUACUGCGGAGUUCCUUGCCUAUCAGUGUGAGAAGCAUGUGCUGGUCAUACUAACAGAUAUGAGCUCCUAUGCGGAGGCCCUGAGAGAGGUCUCAGCUGCCAGAGAGGAGGUACCUGGUCGACGAGGUUUCCCAGGGUACAUGUACACAGAUCUGGCCACCAUCUAUGAGCGGGCAGGCCGAGUGGAAGGCCGGGCAGGUUCCAUCACCCAGAUCCCCAUCCUCACAAUGCCCAAUGAUGAUAUCACCCACCCCAUCCCUGACCUGACUGGCUUCAUUACUGAAGGACAGAUCUAUGUGGACAGACAUCUGCACAACAGACAGAUCUACCCUCCCAUCAAUGUGCUUCCUUCCCUCUCCCGUCUGAUGAAGUCAGCCAUUGGGGAAGGCAUGACGAGGAAAGACCAUGGAGAUGUCUCAAACCAGUUGUAUGCUUGCUAUGCCAUUGGGAAAGACGUUCAGGCCAUGAAGGCAGUGGUGGGAGAGGAGGCCUUGACCUCAGAAGACAUGCUAUACCUUGAGUUUCUGCAGAAGUUUGAGAAGAAUUUCAUCAACCAGGGCCCCUAUGAAAAUCGCACCGUGUUCGAGUCCCUGGACCUUGGCUGGCAGCUGUUGCGCAUCUUUCCCAGAGAGAUGCUCAAACGGGUCCCCCAGAGCAUCAUCGAAGAGUUCUACCCACGAGAGACCAUGCUCCAUGCCCAGGCCCAGGCCCGGAGCCCAGACACCACCGACACCUCUGACACCUCUGACUCUAUACUCUAGGGCUGCCCCCUCGAUGCUACCCCUCAAUACCAACACCUCCCAGGGGAAAUGUCUUCUGCCCAAGCCUCACCCCCUCCUCCCUAGCCCUAGUUCUGGGAUCUGUGAUACCACUGUGGUACCUAUCACCCCUCUUAUCCCUAUCACCUUCACCCCCCAGUCUAAGCUCAGGCUGCUUCCUCCAGCACCACUCACACUCCCCUCCAGCCACAGCCUUUUGGGUGUUGUCCUGCCCCCAAACUUCUGAUCCUCCCCUCGAUCCCUUCACUUCCCCUCCUUCUACAAGGGAGGAAGCCUUCACACUCUAGCCCCACCCUAGACCUUUCCCUAGAGGCCAAGUCAUUCCAUCAUCUCCUCUGGGUACCUGCAGGGAGGAAAAAGUGGAGAAGAAAACUCAGAGAACUCCCUACCCUGCUAAUGUCAGCUACUGUUUCAUUAAAAGCCCCAUUGCUUAAGAAGAGCAUCCA